UAUUUAAGGUAAAUUUUCAAGCAUCGCUGAGGAGAAGAGGCAGAAUGGUACUGUAAUAAAAAUGGAUGAUCUGUAUGGAAACUUUCUGGUUGUAAUAACUGGAUACUCAGGCUUACUAGAGAGCUGCUACUAGGGGACACACCUGAGGCUGCUUGGUUAUAAUGGAGAUAGAAUGAGAGAUGCUGCUAGAGAGAUAGAUACUGCUAAAGGGGUGCCCUGGAGCUGCCUAUUGAUCACUAAUAGCUAAUAAGUCAAGAUGUUCCCUACCCUCCUCCUCCCUUCACCUCCCAGGUUUCACCCAGCCCUUUUGCCUCCCUUUCCCCUCCCCCAGCCAGAGUAUCCAGUUACCAUAACCAGACAUAGUUUCCACACAGAUUAUCAUUUUUAUUACAAUUGGCACCUCAAGUUUGACUGAACCCCACAAUCCUACUAUAAUAUCUUAUCACCGGUGCUACUACAGGCAGUGUAGUAAAGAAGAAAGACAAAAUGUUCAGACAAGUUGUUUUCGGAGUGGUGGUUGUUGCAGCCAUGGCCUGCUUUUGGGUUUAUCACAUUUUGUAGAGCAAACUUACCCAUAUGGUAGUGGAUACUAUUAAUUAUAUAGGCAGCGUUAUAAUGUCUGUUUUGCAGUUGCCAUUCCAAAAUGAACUGGUACUCUGGCAAGUCCUAGGACAAGUAUAUGUACUCUUUAUGGCUAUCCUUCAGACUCUAACCUAACUUAAGAAGUUCUUCAGAUUUGUGGUUCCCCUUAAGGCAUAGAAGAUUAUGGCUGUUGAUGCCAACCUAGAAGACAUGAUUAAGGCUGUGUUUGAACAAUUGAUUAAGGAAAAAGAACUAGAUCUGGUUAUGGGCAAGGACAAUGGGCAAACCGAGAAUGUACCUCAGGAAAAUGAAGGUGACAAUGAGAACAAGACUGCUAGUGAACCUGAGAAAAUCUGUCCUUUAAAAGAGAUCACUAAGCUAACCAGUAAUGCUGGUGUGAUACACUCAAAAGCCCAUAGACAAUUCACUCCUCAGGAACUUGAAUCCAUAAAGCGCUGUUUCCCUAAAUUUGUAGAGAAUCCCCUCAAAUCUCAGGAGGAGCUUAAAUAGGCCUUCAGGAUCUUUGAUCCGGAUUUCGAGGAUGUAGAGUUCCUAUUGUCAGAACUGUUCAGCUCCCAUGAACAGAGGCAAUUCUUGGAGAAGUCAAGAUCUGACAGCAAUUUGACUAGCUGGCCAACUGUAGAGCAAAGGGUGGAUAUGGACUUUGCACAUCUUAUCUGCAUGUCAUACCUUAGAAGAUGUAGGGAGCACUUACUACAGGCCAUUAAACUAUGCUGUUCAAAACCCAAUGCAUGGGCUUAGUUUGACAAGAUCAUGAAGGAUAAAGGGGAACAUCCUGUCACAUACAUAGACCGUCUGUCAGAGAUGGCAGAUUCCAUCUUAGGUCUAGAAGCUGAAAGUGAAGAAUGUGCAAGCCAUGUCCAUAGGCAAUUUCUAAGGGGUUGCUCACCAAAUUUGAAAGAAUUUUUCAGACACUAUUUCCCUAAAUAUGACUCAGUUUCUCUGAUUGAAUUGAGAGACACAACAAGUUAACUUGUUUGAAAAUAAUUCAGAACAGUGCAAACAAGUCCAAGACCUGAAGGAAAAGUUAGAGAGGACUGAAAAUGAUCUUAAACAAAAGGAAAUUGAUGAUAUAAAAACUCUGAACAUGGUUAAGACUUACACAAAAUCUAGUUACCAGAAACCUAGUUACAAGGGAAGACCAGUGCAGAAAGAGACUAGGGAAUGUUUCUUUUGCCACAAAAAAAGGUCACUUGAUUAGAAAUUGCUUUUUGAAGAAGAAACAUGAGAGUAAUAACAAAGACAUACAAAAUGCACAAACUAGAUACAAGAAAUCCACUUGUUGUUCACAUUGCAAGUUAAAGUCCUCAUAGCAAGCUCUGGACUUGAAUGAAAUGCAACUGGCCAUAAAAACUGGAGCUAAGCCUAAGUAUUCUGAUAUGGUUAGGAAAGAAUUAUGAAGCCAGGCCCAUAAGAUAUAUAGUGUGACAAAUGGAGAUAGAAGAAAUUGUGAGAAUAAGGCUGCAGUUGAAAAUAGUGGACAAAAGUUGGGAAAUGGUGUAAAGAUAGUGCAAGAAUGUGUAUCUGUGAGUGAUAGCCAUUGCAGUAAAGCAAGAGAAAGGCAGAGACAGAUUAUAAAGGCAGAAAUUAUGGAAAUAACAUCUCAAAUAGUAAAUGAGAUGAAAGACUUUGAAAUGAGUUGUAUAGUAACUAAGCAGGAAAAGUCUGUGAAGGAAAUCAGAUGAUUGCUAGAGAACUUUUUCCAGUGUAGAGUAGAUAAUGGGAUUGAAUUAUACAAAAGGAAAAGAAUGAAAAAGUCACAAGAACUCAAGCAGAAGUUUGUGACAGAUACAGAGACACAUAAUUUCAAUUCCCUAAAGGUUACUGUUGGUACAGAAGGAAAUAUAAAGGCUUUGAAACCAUUCACUUAGUUAAUUAUGUAAAUAGCUUUAUGGCACAGAUACCCUUACAAAAUCCAUCUAAUUUGAAUCCAGAAACUAGUACCUUCCAUUCAGCAAUGAGUGAUAUAGUUAAGGGAAAAUUAACUGGAAAUGAAAAUUAAACUACUUUUGAAAAAAUUAAUCAUAUUCAAAGUAAUGGAGGUGUACUGACAGUUAAAUUUGAAGAGGGGGUAUGGAAUGGAAUUCUUACCAACUAGAAAAACUACCAUGGAUUCAAAAGACGGUCUUGAACCCAACAUUCUAAGGGGCAAAGGGGUAUCUGGCCAAAGCAACUGCUGUGAUUUAGGUUCAUGUUCCAUAGAGAUUGAAUCAAAUCAAAAAGAAUUGACUGAGUUAUAUAUGCACCUGGCAGAGAGUAACAAGGACAUGAACACUGAGUCAGUAGUUAUGAACACCUUAGCUAUAAAGCCAGAAACAGAUAUAUGUUGUAGUGGGGGACAAUAUGAAAGCACACAUCCUAAUGAUAAUGCAGGGGGACAUGCCAACUUAUUCCCUGAAGAAAGUAAUAAGAUAGAGGGAAAGAUUCCUAUCUUUACACAGUCAAAUGAGAAUGAAUAUAAACAUAAAUCCCAGACUAAUGGUAGAGUAGGAUUUAUGAUUAUUAACAGUAUAGAAGAUCUGCAUAACCCCAUACCAUCAAGUUUACCAAUUCUAAAUGAAAAUCUUAAGCUUAGUAGUGAGACACAUUCAGAAACUGAUUUGAGAAACACAGAAGCUGGUGACAUAGGCUUAGAUCAAAACACGAAGCCAGAGUUAUCAACAUCUGACAAAAGUUUACAUGGCAUUGAGCAAAAUCCAAAGAACAUAGUGAUUGGGUUUAGUGAUUCUGAUUCAGACACAGAAUCAGAAGGAAUAUCAGAAGGUGUGAAUGAAGAUCAUUUAGAACAAAUGCCUUAUCAGUUUUAUAAGCUUUAUGAAGAGAUAGAUGAAGAAGGGGAUUUGUGGGACACAAGUGAAAAGAUAGUAUACCUGGAACCAGUGCAAACAAAAUCUUACCAAGACUAUGAUGAGGAAUUAUUCUUUGGGCACAGAACAAGUUGCAUACCAUUGGAAGAACUUUAUGCAAGCUUAGGGGUUGAUAAUGAAGAUGACUUUAUAGAUAAGUUGAAUUACAUGGCUUGUGCAGAUACAGAUUUUGAAUGGGAAGGAGAAUAUUAAGGAACAUAUUAAAGAACUGGAGGAGGAGAGAUAGAUACACAAUUUCACUUCUAUUCUCUAACUUCAAAGACAUGACAAGUACCAUUUAUGCUGUAACUGUGACACCAAGAUUUGUUGGAGUUCCAUAGGGUGACAUACUACACAAAACCUUAUGUGAAUGAGAACUAGGCUUGGGGUAGCAUAGAAAAUAAGUUGUUUCAGCUAAAGAAGUACAAGUAAUUCAACAAGAACACUCCUAAACUUGUAGCAAUAUUCCAACUUCAUAACUAGGUAAGACACAAACAUCUAGAAUGCUAGAGAAGCAUGGAUUCACAUUGGUUGAAUCUGUUAUAAUAAGACUUUAACAUCAAGUUGUUGUUGAGACCGGAAAGAAGAAGGUUAUCUCUCAACUUUCAUCCUAAAACAGUCUCUACCAGAGGAAGGAAGAGAGAGAGGGUAUACCAUGAAGAUGUUUCUUCAGAGUUUCAGCAACCUCUCUAGACACAACAAUAUGAUCCUGUCAAUCAGUGAAGAUACAUACAAAAGACAUGAGGAAAAAAAGUUCUAAUCAUGAACUGCAACAUGAAUAGCUAAGAAGAAAUCAAAAACAGCCUUGUGGAUGAAAGCCUAAUGAUAACAGGAAAGCAUCCCUGAAGUAAAUAGUACAGUUCCAGUAAGAAAUGCAGCCAACACUGAAAAAUAUGCCUUUAAAGAGUAGCAGCCACAAUAAAUCUAUAUCAUUUUUAUACAUAGCCUCUGCCUAUCAACACAGUAACAAAACAGAAAGGAACAGUAUUUUUAUAAAUGAAUACAUAAUUUUUCUACAUUCUAUCUCCAGGAAAUGAUUACAGUAAACAUGCAAUAAAUCUUCUAGUGAAAGGUGAAACAAGAAUUAGCAAACUUGAAAAAAAUAAUUGAAAUCAUUAUUAACAAAAUCUUGAGAACCUAUGCAUAAUGCUCAUACCCAUCCGUGAAAAACACAUGUUCAGCUUACUUGCAGGCACAAAGAUGUACAUAUGCAAACCUUACCCCCAUACAUGAAGAAAAUACAUGUUAUCUUACUUGCAGACAUGAAGAAUGAUUGAUAAAUUCUGACAUUCACAAAGAUUUCAACUUACUUCCAUGCAAAUGUACUUUUCACUCUUACUUGCACACACAUGUAAAAAUCUCACAUGCAUACAUGGUUCGUGGUUUGUUUGUGUGGUCCCGGUUCCUGAUUGAUUAUUCCAGUGGAUCCUGAUUGGAAGAAGAUGUCUUCGAUCAAGACCAGAUGAUGGCGACUGGCAUGCAGACCAGAUGGAGGGCCAGAGAGGAAGAAAGAGUUUCUACAAGCAACAUUAAAGGACAUGGAAGGAUUUUGGAACUUUUGAUUCAUAUAUUAAGACCUGCAAUGAGAAUAAGGAUUCAGGUCAAAAGCAGAAGAUUUCUUCAGAAUCCAGGAAUUUUAACAUGACAUCAGAAAAAGUCCAAAGAAUCCCCUCUCCGCCCCCCAUCCCAUCCUGAUUGUUAUAGAAUAUCUGAACUGAAGCCUAUGUUAGAGAGGCAAUGGUAAGUACCUACAAGGGAAAAAAUAGGGAAAGAGAAGAAAAAUAGCACUAAAGUAACAGCCAAUGAUGAUAAAACUCCUACUGGAAUGGGAGAGCACACAUAUAAGAAAUUAGGAAAAAAGAACUGGAUUAACUCACAUCUUCGUACACACCAGGAAAUUCCCAAAGAAUAUGGGUCGUAUGUAUGUAGUCAGCAUAGCAAAUAUUUCCAUCAAAGUUCAGAUCAUUAUCAAUACCAAGAAACCAAUAUUCUUGGGAAGAAAUCUUAUAAAUCUAAAUGUAAAGAAUGUUGAUGAACUUUUAGUUAUAAAACAAAAUAUAGGCAAUAUCAGAGAAUUCUUUCCUGGAGGAAACCUUACAAAUGUAAAGAAUAACUUGCCAUGGUAAUUCUAUCAGCCCCAGAGAGGCUACUCUACUAGUCCCAAGGCUACCCUAUUAGCCUGGAGGGUAACCCAUCAACACCAAGGCUAUCUGGUGAGCCCCCAGGCUAUUCUACCAACUAUCACCACCUUAAAGCUCUUCUUCUUCUUUUUUUUUUUUAGAU
This is a messenger RNA of Monodelphis domestica (gray short-tailed opossum), 5732 nucleotides long. The record is from RefSeq and is a predicted model, not a curated record. NCBI's taxonomy places the organism in Eukaryota, Metazoa, Chordata, Mammalia, Didelphimorphia, Didelphidae.